GUCAGAUACGGGGAGGAGUCUCUCACUGACAGAGUGCCUACUGAGUUUGUCAGCUCCCUAAAAUAGCAGUUCGUGUGUAAAUGUGACUGAAAUUACGUUUUUCACACUGUAGACUAUGCAUUGGAGCCUCUGAUAUCUAGUAUCUAUAUACAACGAGGGACUUGACAAGGAAUUUCUUUUUCUCAAGGAGGAGAAAGCAGCAGGAAGCUUUGAAGGCUGAAGGAAGAGACUGACAGGAGUUGGAUAUUCUUGGUCCAAUAAAGAGGAUAUCACUACUUUGAUAGUUGGAUUGUGCCGUGGUCACGCGAAGGAUAGUGCGAGACAGAGAAAAGAGAGAGAGAAGAGAGAAGAGAGAGUGUUGUACGAUGUGCUUGGAGUAAAGGAAAGAAGACGAGCUCGGUUGUUUUUCUGAUAUUCUUGCGGUGUCAGAGAGACCGAACAGGACGUAGAGAUGGGACGGAAGAAGAUACAGAUCACGAGGAUCAUGGAUGAGAGGAACAGGCAGGUUACCUUCACGAAGAGGAAGUUCGGGCUAAUGAAGAAGGCCUAUGAGCUCAGCGUUCUAUGUGACUGUGAGAUAGCCCUGAUCAUAUUCAACAGCUCAAAUAAACUCUUUCAGUAUGCGAGCACAGACAUGGACAAAGUCCUGCUCAAAUACACCGAGUACAAUGAGCCCCACGAGAGCAGAACCAACUCUGACAUUGUCGAGAAAUUAAGAAACAAAGGCCAUAAUGACCUGUGUGCCAGUCCUGAUCCAGAUGACUGUUUUGGGCACAGCCCCCUCAUGGACGACCGUUUCGGCAAACUAAGCGAAGAGAGUGAUUUAAUGUACAAGCGCUGUGGUCCCACAGCGCUGCCCCAGCAGAACUUCUCCAUGCAUGUGGCAGUGCCUGUCUCCAAUCAGAACACCAUGCCCUACAACCAAGGAGGUCCCAUGGGCAGCCAGGCCCUGGUCCAGGCCACAGCCUCUCUGAAUGACAGUGGGAUGCUCUCUCCCCCUCAGGCCUCCUUACACAGGAACAUGGGCUCGAGCGGGAGCCAGCAAAGGCCCCCUAGUCAAGGCAAUGCUGGGAACGGCUUCGUCAAUCCCAGGGGCUCUCCGGGACUCCUGGGCACAGCCAGCGGGAAUGGCCUGGGGAAAGUCAUGCCCACCAAGUCUCCACCGCCCCCUGGAGGGAACAUGGGCAUGGGCAACCGCAAGCCAGAUCUGAGAGUCGUGAUCCCCCCUUCAUCCAAAGGCAUGAUGCCUCCACUGUCGGAGGAAGAGGAAAUGGAUUUGAACACCCAAAGGAUAAGCAGCUCCCAGUCCCAGCCACUGGCCACCCCAGUAGUGUCGGUCUCCACCCCCAGUCUGGCCCCCCAAGGUCUGGUCUACUCAGGCAUGCCCAGCGGCUACAACACUGAGUACUCCCUGAGCAGUGCAGAGAUCUCCUCUCUACAGGGCUUCGGCUCUCCGGGGCUCUCUCUGGGCUCUAUGUCGGCAUGGCAACAGCAUCAACUGGGCCAGGCAGCUCUUAGCUCUUUGGUGGGAGGCAGUCACCUACCCCAGGGCUCCAACCUCUCUAUCAACACCAGCCAGAACAUCAACAUCAAGUCAGAGCCCAUCUCUCCACCACGGGAGCGCGUCACCACCUCAGGCUUCCCCCAGCAGCAGCAAGCAUCCAGCCGGCAGGACCUGGGCCGCUCGCCAGUGGACAGCCUCAGUUCCUCCUGCAGCUCUUACGACGGCAGUGACCGCGAGGACCACAGGCCAGACUUCCACUCCUCGUCCAUGGGGCUGGGCAGACCCCCAGCCAGCACCGAGGACAACAGGGAGAGCCCCUCUGUCAAGCGCAUGCGCAUGGACACCUGGGUGACAUAGAACCUCCCGGCCAGGCCUCCAGUCACCAGCUAGUCAGAUGAAGGGAGGAAGAGGGCAGACGCGGUGGAGAUAUGGAGAGGUUCGGAAAGGUCCUUAUAGUUAUCAUUAUAAUAUUAUUAUUUAACUCCAUUUCAUUUUGUAAGAAUGGUAAAUAACUAAGGUGUCAGGACAGAUCUAAAUUAAAUGGAAAGUAGUUGGUCUAAAUGAUGUUCACAGACAGAUGUUAUCAGGUACUUGAUUGUUUGCAGGAGUCCGAUGUCAAAAAAAAAGAAAUACCCAAAAUAGAUUAGUCACUGGUCUAGUCUGGCACUUGUAGUUGCUGUUUUUUGCUGUUGUGGUUCCAAAUGACAAACAAUCAAAGAAAGUCAGAGAGAUGCAUAGCAACCGCGGAGCCCUGCCUGUGGCGUCCAGUGUUCAAGCUUUUGUUUUACAACGUGGCCAAACCUCAUACACCUUUAAUCUCAUCAAACGAAAUAUGUCUCUAAAUUUGUCACUUCUAUUAACUUAUUAAAUACAUUUAUGUGAAAUCAAAUUUUAAAACUAUCAUCUUCAGAGACAACCUGUUUUUUUUUUUUUACGUAGCUUUCCUCUAAAUAAAGAUUUAAUCGCCAUUGAAAUUCUACACACCUCAUCACAGGCUUUACAUUUGUUGCCAUAACAUUACAAAAUACAACCUACUCAACAUUUUCAAAGUGAAAAAGAAAGAGUUCUAAAAUAUUAAUAUGAUAAACAUGCAUGAGAAGGUUUGAAUAUUAUAUCAAUUAUUCAUAGAAAUGUAAUAAAAACAGUAGAUAUCUAGGACAACUUGAGAUAUCUUAACAUGUGCGAAGUUGGUAGAAUACUUUACAAUAUGAUCACUUUUUCACUUUGAGUUGAGUAGAUGAAUUGUGUAGAUAUGUAAAGAUUUUUUUCUAAGUAGUUGUAAGGCAGCAAAAUGUGAUGACUGAAAAGGUGUGUGGACUUUCAAUAGGUACUUUAUAUUAUAUGGAAAAGACUUAAAUGCAGAAUUGUUCAGUUAAUUUAGGAAGUUCUCAUUGCUCCAACAGUUAAUUGGUAAUGUAAGCCAAAGCUCUACUGUAUGAUUCUUUUCGUUAUUUUGCAGCUACGGUUUCCAUUGAAUUAAAAAAACAAACAUUUUCAUCUUUGUUUUUAUUGUGGUUUAUUACAAAUAAUAUAAAGUCAUGAAAGACAGAUCUUGAAUCAAAAUCUAAAGCCAUGAACAUUUUCUGUUGGGUUAUAAAAUGAAAAAUUUAGCCAAACUUUUGUUUUGUUAUGUAAAAGCAAACUUUAAUAUAUAUCACCUUGGUGUAACUACGUAUGUAAUGUACCAUCUCGAGAUUCCAGAAAAGGGUAUAUUUUUGUGGAUUGCAGCCAUGUUUACAGGGCGAGAUCCUUCCUAAUAAGUAGAGUAUUCACUGGUUAAUAUUUACUAUUUUGUUAAUUAUACUGUACUUUCUUCAAAUUUGAAUUAUUACUGUUAUCAAAUUGGUUUUAUUUCCAGAGUUUUUUUGGGUCGUUUUCCCUUUAAUAGUGGUAAAUGUCUGUCCUUAAGUAAUUGUAAUAACAGUGAUGUAAGGUUACAAUUCCACUAUAAUGUAUGUUGUGAAGGAUUAUCACCAUGCUAAGGAAAACAUAGUUCCCUCCAUUUUGUUAACAGUUUACCUGCAGCUGCUGAAUACACUGCCAACUUUCAAACCUAAGGUACCAUCUCAGCAUUGAAAGAAAUGUAAUUGUAAUUGACCUUACCUCAAUUGAAAGACAUGCCAUUUCAUGAACCAUGCCAAAAAACCUAUUUAGAGUUAGUUAUCCAUUUAUUGAUCGCUCUCUGGUAAAUGAUUCAUACUUAUGAAUACAUUUUAAACAUUUUGUAAAUAUCAUAGCCUCAAAGUAAAUCUCAGUUACGGUUAUGUAUAACAUUUAUCAGUAUUAUAAAUUGUUUGCGCCCUAUCAGUUGUAGAGAAUGAAUACUGGUAACUGAAAUCCUGGCGUCAUAAGCAGGGUGUAGUACUUAGAGGAGGGGCCGCAUCCAUUUUCUGUUUCACUGUUGUGUGUUUGCCUGUGUGAGCAUAUCAGACCAUGCAAAGAGUCCUUUUCUGUUACAGGCUUGCAUUAUGCACCAUCCCCAACGGUGGCAAAGUAUCAGAGGAUUCAGCAGCUAAAACGUAGACAAUGCAACAGAAUAAACUUGAUCCCACACUGCUGGAUUGCACACAUUUGUAUGGUUUGCUCUACAAAAGGAGUAUCUCUUUACAUUUGCUAUAUUUCCCCUUGUGUGUUUCUCCUCCACACCUACCUCCAACCCUUCAUUUGAUCCAUGGCAGUUGGCAGUAGGCCAAUUGUGAUCUAUGCAGUUCACAACUCAUACUCUGCCCAGGCGCAGCCUUUAAAAAAAAAAAAAAAACAUCACUUAAAAUGUCCAUUCUAUUAUUAGGUGUUAUUGCAUGUCCCAUAUACUACAACCCACAGUACUAAAAUGAAGAUUUGAGAAGGUGAUGAUGUAGAGACUACGUGCUUUGUGGCCUGCAGGCCUUUUAUAUGACUGUUAACCUCUAGUCCUUAAGUGCCACUGCAGAGCUGGACAGUCAGAAUAUAGCACAAACUGAAUUCAUAUAUACCUUAUUGAACAGACAUGAUUUUCCACUUGACAAUUCAGAUUUAUUUUAGACAUGCAUAAGAAACAGAUUUCAGGUUACAGAACAGCAAUAAAACCAUUGCACUAUUCGAACAAGCCAGUAGCAGUCUUUUUUUCAUAGCAUCAUCACACAAUUACAUGCACAAUUUAGCACUUGAUAGGGUAUCAGGGAUUUUUUGUAGAUUCAUUGUUUAUAUGCAUGGUUAUAAAAUAACCUUAUCCCAAAGAAUUACUCUGUUAUAAAUCAAGAAAAGCCUCACAUUGCUCUAAACUGAUGCCCCAUAGGUAAACAAGUUUACAGGAAGCUGACAAAUAGUACAUUACAGUACAGAGACUGGCUACUCUUGAAAUCAGAUUCACACAAGGAAUGUAUAGAGAAUUUAAAGGGAUACACUUGCUCUUUUGGUGAAAACAUGCACAAUUGUUGAAUGUUAAAGAACAGGAUUUAAGGAAACAAUGGAACUUUGUGGAAAGAACUUUCUUAACUUUGAUGUGCAAGAGUACACUGCUUCGCUUUAUGGCUUUUAUAAACAGAACUGUGUAUUAGGUAACAGUUUGUAGUUAAUAGUUCACUUUAAGAAGCUGUUUGCGGUUUGGAUGCUCAAACUGUUUGGCGGCACAAGCUGGACUUUGUUGCCAUGAAUGAAACAAAAUGUUUCAAAAUCAAGAGAGAAGUUAAUUUGCAUUUUAUUUCCAUUGAAUGUGAUGUUUUAUCUUCAUUAUACAGUACAAUAAAUAUUCUAGUGAACUUUUUAUUGAGUAACUAAGAUACCAUGGUAGAGAUUGUUGUACAAAUUUGUAUUCUUCAUUCACUAAAGUACUUUACUGUGUAUUUUAGGUUAUUUCGCUUAUUCUGUGUACAAUGAAGUGAACAACUCUCUUACCUAGAUUCUGUCCACCUGUAAAGUCCCAAAUAAUAGACUGUCAGCUUUAUUAAACACAUCAAUGUAUGCUCAAA
Molecule: messenger RNA, 5451 nt
Organism: Esox lucius (northern pike)
Lineage: Eukaryota; Metazoa; Chordata; Actinopteri; Esociformes; Esocidae
Gene: mef2aa
Product: myocyte enhancer factor 2aa
Exons: 11
Coding region: 452-1861 (469 amino acids)
Biological process (GO): positive regulation of transcription by RNA polymerase II; cell differentiation; heart development
Molecular function (GO): protein dimerization activity; histone deacetylase binding; DNA-binding transcription factor activity, RNA polymerase II-specific
Source: RefSeq, a predicted model, not a curated record